Molecule: messenger RNA, 3261 nt
Organism: Saccostrea cuccullata (small rock oyster)
Lineage: Eukaryota; Metazoa; Mollusca; Bivalvia; Ostreida; Ostreidae
Product: protein lin-54 homolog
Exons: 13
Coding region: 54-2351 (765 amino acids)
Biological process (GO): regulation of DNA-templated transcription
Cellular component (GO): nucleus
Source: RefSeq, a predicted model, not a curated record
ACGUUGCAUUAUGGGAUGGUAAUGGUGGGCGCGUGAUUUUGAACAAACACAGAAUGCCUAUCGAAAAAACAGGCAUUGAAAAUGGUAACAAUAUUGAGGUAAUGCUCCAAGAUUGUAACACAGUGACAGUAUCAUCUGAAGCUGAUUUAGAAGAAAAUUCUAAUAGCAACUCAAACUUUGGUGAUAUCCCAGUGGAAUGUAAUAGUGUAAAAUCACAUGUUUUAGAUAAAGUUGACAACCUGGAUUCAGACAUUGUCAGUCAUGAUCAGGAUGUGGCAGCAUUGCUUGGUAACUCUGUACAGUCCAGCGACAAUGCCCUUCCUACAAUAACCUUGGCAUCUGAGGACUUCAGCAGCGAAGUUGUGACAAGUGUGACACAUACUGUCUCUAAUUCUAAUGAAGUGACUACCACCCAAUCUCUGAAAAGACAGCUCUCUUCAACUACCCCUCCAGUUGUACAUAAAGUCAUAAUAACUAAGAAUCCUAAUAGUGAUCAACCUCAGGUCAUGCCCGUUCAAGUGAAUCAGCUCGGACAGAUCCAGCUGCAACAUGGACAGAGUUACAGUGUGGCCUCCUCGGGGGGCAUAAGUCUUCUAUCUCAGGGAGCACAAACACCAACAAAAACAAUCACCAUUUCUCCACAAGGUGUUCUGUCUCCUGGAAAACAAUAUGUUACUAUACCUACAACACCUACAAAACUGUUAGGUGUGCCAGGAAAUAAAAUACCCAUCUCUCCAGCAUCAAAAACUCCAACUAAAAUAACCAUGAUCCCAGUGACUAUUGGAAAAUCUCCCCAAAGACUAGUACCAGCAUCUUCUGUGUUGAAUAAACAAUUGAAUAUUUCUUCGGGGGCUGGAGGCUCUCGUCCAACACUAAUUACUAUGUCACCAUCAAAGGUUAUGAAAGAGGGCACAGUGGUACAGCAACGACCAAUUCAAAUUCAACCUUCACAAGCAAAACAGAUAAUAACAGUGCCAACAGGCAGUGGAGUUAAACAAGUCCAGAUUCCAAUUUCCAUGCAGGGCAGUCGAUUUCAGUAUGUUAGGCUGGUAUCUCCUAGUUCACCAGCAGCCAUGUCAGCAGGCAUGUCUAAAGGCACUACGUUGACAUCUUUAGUUCAGUCAGCAAAGUCCAUAGCUCCAGCCUUGAGUACAGCAACCGUUGUCUCUCAAGCCAAUCUCCAACAACUGAAGAUUACACUGCCAGCCCAAGGAACAUCACAAAUUGUUACUUCGAAAGCCCAGACUACACAGAAUGUUCAGCGAAUUUUAUUGCCAGCUGCUCCUACUCAGCAAGUAGCAAUCCGUGUUACAACGCCCAAUAUUGCUACUUCAACAGCAGUACCACACAUACGACCAGCAGGUUCCAGUGUGGCCAAUAUUUCUGGCCUACCACCAGGCACCGCACUGCUCUCAGCAGCAUCAGGGCUUCAGGGAUUUGCUUUGGUCCCAGCCUCAUAUAUGACACAGUUACAGCAGCAGCAGAUGCAGCCAAAGAGCAUCACAGUGCAGCAACCCUCCCUGCCUUCAGCAACACCAGCAGCAGAACCCCAGGCUGUCCUACAGCAACAGAGACAGGAGUUUGUGCCUAUUGCUAGCAGUGACCCUUCACUUAGUGCUAAUGCCAAACAAAGUGUUAAUGGGUCUGCAAUAGAAGCCACGGGUGCCAGACCUAGGAAGCCAUGUAACUGCACCAAAUCCCAGUGCUUGAAGCUUUACUGUGACUGUUUUGCAAAUGGAGAAUUUUGUCACAACUGCAAUUGUAACAACUGUGCCAACAAUCUGGACCAUGAAGAAGAGCGUUCCCGAGCCAUUAAAUCAUGUCUGGACAGAAAUCCACUGGCAUUCCAUCCAAAGAUUGGUAAAGGGCGAGAUGGAGAAAGAGACCGCAGACAUAACAAAGGAUGUAACUGUAAACGAUCAGGAUGCCUCAAGAACUACUGUGAAUGCUAUGAGGCAAAAAUUAUGUGCUCUAGUUCCUGUAAGUGCAUUGGGUGUAAAAACUUUGAGGAGAGUCCAGAGAGAAAAACAUUGAUGCAUUUAGCAGAUGCAGCAGAGGUCAGAGUUCAACAACAAACAGCAGCAAAAUCCAAACUCUCCUCCCAGAUAUCGGGAAUUCCAUCAAGGCGGCCUCAGUCUACAGCAACAGGAGAAAGGUUGCCGUACACGUUUUUAACGGCUGAUGUUGCUGAGGCCACGUGUGCCUGUCUCCUGGCGCAGGCUGAGGAAGCCGAGAGAUUAAAGAUGCCCCCCAUUGUACAGGAGAGGAUGGUGAUCGAGGAAUUCGGACGCUGCCUUCUGCAAAUCAUAGAAUCAGCAAACAAAACAAAAGGAAUAAUUGAUAUAGAAUGAAACUAUCCACUUAAAUCAGAGGAAAACCCAGAUACUUGAUAGUAUGGAGCCACAUCAUGGAUUGACACCAGUGUAAUUCCAGCUCUGCUCCACCACAGUGUAACCUGUACCUUGUGUGUGUGUUUGUGUGUGCUAUAUCAUACACUGAAGGUGUCUGGCCACUUUCUAACAGUAUUUUAUCAAUGUCGAUGCUUGUGAAGGUUGACAGGACAAAACAGCGAGGGCUAACCAAGCUCGGACUCCCUACAACUACAAGAAAUUCACCCAGCGUGAUAAUCUUCAAAGGUAUAGAGCCAGAACUCUGUUAUUAGAAGUGAAGGCAGCCUCUACAGAAAAGCCACAGACUGUGGAAUAAUGCAAGUGCUACUGACUUUAGUUAAAGCAUGGAGAAAUAUCUAGUUUCUGUCAAGUGAUUGGUCAGAAUGUUACAUUUGAGUAUUAGUGUUCUACAGCUGUAUCUCUUAUAUUUACUUUCAUUUUAAUUGGGGUAUGUGUGCAUAAUCUACAUGUAUUGUAUUUACUUGAUAGUUCUACUGAAUUUUAAUUAUCUAUACAAUUUGUUCAAAGUUUUGUACGAGAAGUAUUUUUUUUUUCAACAUUUACAUUUCACAUUUCAAAUUGGAACAGCACAAACAGUAAAAAUUAAAAAAGAAAAGUAGCUCAGGAAGAUCAAUGCAUUUAAUACAGAUACUUGGGACUUUAUAUUCCUGUUGGCUAGCUCAAAUGUUUCUGAUAUAUACAUUCUUACACAGUAAUUGUUUUUUGUCUUUGAUUUCUACUACUGAGGGCCUGCAAUUUUUUUUUAAGUUGCAAUGUCCACAAAAUGAAGGAGAGUUUUGAAAUUGAUAUACACCGAUACUGCAAGAAUAUUCAAGAAGUGGAUAUCAAAAGAUUGACUUGCAAAAUUAAA